CUUUCUCAGAAGCUGCACAUACAGAUGAGAAGAGCAGUUAUGAGUUUAACUGCAGCAGCAAGUGGAUUUCUUGUCCUCCUCUCUGUGUCAGCGGUACUGGGUCAGACUGGUUGGUCAGUGACUUACACUUCCACUCACAUCUGCGCCUUGAAAGGCUCAACAGUGGACAUACGCUGCAGCUACAGUUAUCCACCCAUAAUAAACAAUGUUCAUAACACAGCUCAGGAAAGAGUUUGGUUUAUUAAAGAUGGUCAUAAAAGUGUUCUGGAUGUAAAUAAUAACCCAGCCUACACAGAUAGAGUUGAAUACAUCUUUGAUGAGAACGACUGCACUCUCAGGAUCACAGACCUGAGAGAGAGAGACUCAGCUGAAUACGAGUUCAGAUUCACAACAAACCAACCAGGUGGAAGUUUUACUGGUUCACCUGGAGUCAAUCUGUCUGUCACAGACCUCAAAGUGCAGGUGAAAAGAUCAUCAGCCCUUACUGAGCUGCAGUGUCACAGCAGCUGUGACAUAACUGGUCCUCCCUUGUAUGUUUGGUACCAUAAUGGACAGAAAUUAAAGGAAGAAACAUCUUCUCUGAGAGUCUCUGUUAGAGAUGAUGACAGCAGCUAUUCCUGUGCUGUUAAAGGACAUGAGGGUUACCGCUCUGCUGCAGUGUAUGCUCCAAGGUUUUCUUCAGUGUGGGUGAGCCCUUCUACUGAAAUCAGGGACAGCAGUUCAGUGACUCUGACCUGUAGCAGUGAUGCUAACCCACCAGCUCAAUACUCCUGGUACAAGAAGAACACUCAAACAGCUCUUAGUAACGAAUGGCAGCUCUCCUUCAGUUCCAUCCAAACCUCUGACUCUGGAGAGUAUUACUGUACAGCUGAGAAUGAGCUUGGCAGAAGGAUAUCUGAAUCCAUCUGUAUUGAUGUGAAGUAUACUCCUAAAGCUGUUAUUGUGUCAGCAAGUCCCAAUGUCAGUGAAAUCAAUGAGGGUGGUUCAGUGACUCUGACCUGUAGCAGUGAUGCUAAUCCACCAGCUACUCACACCUGGUACAAGAAGAACGGCCAAAGACACCCGAUUAAAAAGCUCAUCUUCAGCUCCAUCCAGUCCUCUGAUUCUGGAGAGUAUUACUGUAGAGCUGCAAACACAUUAGGGUGGAGGACAUCCGAAUCCAUCUCCAUUGAUGUAAAAUAUGCUCCAAAAGUUGUUACUACGUCAGUGAGUCCCACUGAUGAAAUCAAGGAGGGCACUUCAGUGACUCUGACCUGUAGCAGUGAAGCUAACCCAGCAGCUAAUUACAUCUGGUACAAGGAGAAUGGCCAAAGAUAUCUCAGUAAAGAGCUUGUCUUCAGCUCCAUCCAAGCCUCUGAUUCUGGACAGUACUACUGCAUAGCUAAAAAUAAACUGGGUUUGAUGACACCUAAAUCCAUCUCUAUUGAUGUGAAAUAUGCUCCCAAAGUUGUUAUAGUGUCUGUGAGUCCCACUGGUGAAAUCAAAGAGGGGACUUCUGUGACUCUGACCUGUAGCAGUGAUGCUAACCCACCAGCUACUCUCACCUGGUACAAGGAGAAUGGCCGAAGAUAUCUCAGUAAAGAGCUUGUCUUGAGCUCCAUCCAGUCCUCUCACUCUGGAGAAUAUUACUGUACAGCUGUAAACAAAGUGGGGUGGAGGACAUCUGAAUCUAUCUUUAUUGACGUGAAGUAUGCUCCAAGGUUUCUGUCAGUGUGGGUGAGCCCUCCUAAUGAAAUCAGGGAGGGUGGAUCAGCAACUCUGACCUGUAGCAGUGAUGCAAAUCCAGCAGCUCAAUACUCCUGGUACAAGAAGAAUGGUCAAACACCUCUCAGUAAUGAAUGGCAGCUCUCCUUCAGCUCCACCCAGCCCUCUGACUCUGGACAGUAUUAUUGUACAGCCGAGAACAAAAUCGGGAAGAAAACAUCUAAAAACAUCUCUGUUGAUGUGAAAUAUGCUCCAAAGCUUCCCUCUGUGUCAGUGAGUCCCUCUGCUGAGAUAGUGGAGGGCUGUUCAGUGACUCUGACCUGUAGCAGUGAUGCUAAACCAGCAGCUACAUACACCUGGUACAAGAAUCAAACACAGCUUAGUAAAGAACCACAGCUGUCCUUCAGCUCCAUCCAGCCCUCUGACUCUGGAGAGUAUUACUGUAUAACUGAGAACAAGCUGGGGACAUCAACACCUGAAUACAUCUCCCUUGAUGUGAAAUCUGCUCCAAAGCCUCCCUCUGUGUCAGUGAGUCCCUCUGCUGAGAUAGUGGAGGGCAGUUCAGUGACUCUGAUGUGCACCAGUAACAAUAACUCAGCAGCUAAUUACACCUGGUACAAGAAGAACAAUGAAACACAACUUAGUAAAGAACCGCAACUCACCCUUAGCUCCAUCCAGCCCUCUGACUCUGGAGAGUAUUACUGUACAGCUGAGAAUGAGCUGGGGAGGAGGACAUCCACAUUCGUCUUUAUUGGAGUAAAAUAUGCUCCAAAGCUUCCCUCUGUGUCAGUGAGUCCCUCUGCUGAGAUAGUGGAGGGCAGUUCAGUCACUCUGACCUGUAACAGUGACGCUAACCCAGCAGCUAAAUACACUUGGUACAAGAAUCAAACACAGCUUAGUAAAGAACCACAGCUCACCUUCAGCUCCAUCCAGCCCUCUGACUCUGGAGAGUAUUACUGUAUAGCUGAGAACAAGCUGGGAACGUCAACACCUGAAUACAUCUCUCUUGGUGUGAAAUAUGCUCCAAAGCUUCCCUCUGUGUCAGUGAGUCCCUCUGCUGAGAUAGUGGAGGGCAGUUCAGUGACUCUGACUUGUAGCAGUGAUGCUAACCCUGCAGCCACUUACUCCUGGUACAAAAGGAACAAUCAAACACCUGUCAGUAAAUAUUCACAGCUGACCUUCAGCUCCAUUUGGCCCUCUGACUCUGGGAAGUAUUACUGUACAGCUGAGAACAAGCUGGGAACAUCAGCACCUAAAUACAUCUCUGUUAAUGUGACAUAUGCUCCAAAGCUUCCCUCUGUGUCAGUGAGUCCCUCUGCUGAGAUAGUGGAGGGCAGUUCAGUGACUCUGACCUGUAGCAGUGAUGCUAACCCAGCAGCUAAUUACUCCUGGUACAAGAAGAAUGGUCAAAAACCUCUGAGUAAUGAACGGCAGCUCUCCUUCAGCUCCAUCCAGCCCUCUGACUCUGGAGAGUAUUACUGUACAGCUGAGAAUGAGCUGGGGAGAAGCACAUCCACUUUCGUCUUUAUUGGAGUAAAAUAUGCUCCAAAGCUUCCCUCUGUGUCAGUGAGUCCCUCUGCUGAGAUAGUGGAGGGCAGUUCAGUGACUCUGACCUGUAGCAGUGAUGCUAACCCAGCAGCCACUUACUCCUGGUACAAAAGGAACAAUCAAACACCUGUCAGUAAAUAUUCACAGCUGUCCUUCAGCUCCAUUUGGCCCUCUGACUCUGGGAAGUAUUACUGUACAGCUGAGAACAAGCUGGGAACAUCAGCACCUAAAUACAUCUCUGUUAAUGUGACAUAUGCUCCAAAGCUUCCCUCUGUGUCAGUGAGUCCCUCUGCUGAGAUAGUGGAGGGCAGUUCAGUGACUCUGACCUGUAGCAGUGAUGCUAACCCAGCAGCUAAUUACACCUGGUACAAGGAGGAUGAAGACUCACCUAAAGCAUCUGGACAGAGCUUCACCAUCACUGACUUCAGAUCUGAGCACAGUGGGAGUUAUUUUUGUGAAGUGCAGAACACCAGAGGACGUCACAACUCCACCUUAAAGCUGAAAGCUGUAGCAGGAACAUGGACAAUGGUAUCUCUUAUGGUUCCUGCUAUUCUCCUCAUUAUUCUUCUGGCUCUCGUACUCAUCUUUCUGAUCCUGUGGUUCAUAGCCUCCAAGCAGCAGAUUCCUGAGCCUGUAGAGAGACCAGAUGACAGUGAAGAGCUAUGGCCAACAGAGGAUGACAUUGUCUAUGCUAGUGUCCACUUUUCCAAACAUCAGGCAGAUCAUGUUUACACCCAAAUUAGACCAUCUCUGACCAAAAGUCACAGGAAGGAAAAGGAGGAAGAAGCAGAGAUGCUCACAUUUAGGAGUGCAAGUACCACACCAGGGCAGAUAUCACAACAAAUUAAUAUGGAGUUGAGCAACAUCAAUCACCAGCUUCCUGGAUAAUCAUACCAAUCAUUGUUUCUACUUGAGUCCGAAGUAACCAGAACCUUAAAACCCACAUCUCUGUGAUGUGCUGACCACCCCCUCAAUUUCCAUACAUUAUAGAUAUUGCUGGUAUAUUAUGCUGCAUUUGUGUUUUGGAGUACACAAAAAUGACAACAAUAAUAAUAAUAUUUUAUUUUGCAUAGAAUCAGAGAACUUUGGUGAAGCAGCCAAAGCCACCUCUUGGUUCAUGGGGUACAAAUUGUAUUUCUGCAAAACUAUCUUUACCUUAUCCUGUCAACUCUAAAUGCAGAAUACUAU
Molecule: messenger RNA, 4440 nt
Organism: Oreochromis niloticus (Nile tilapia)
Lineage: Eukaryota; Metazoa; Chordata; Actinopteri; Cichliformes; Cichlidae
Product: hemicentin-1-like
Exons: 19
Coding region: 25-4140 (1371 amino acids)
Source: RefSeq, a predicted model, not a curated record